Brassica rapa (field mustard) is the source of this 1332-nucleotide messenger RNA. RefSeq names its product eukaryotic translation initiation factor 3 subunit J. Gene Ontology annotation, cellular component: eukaryotic translation initiation factor 3 complex; cytoplasm. Gene Ontology annotation, molecular function: translation initiation factor activity. Lineage: Eukaryota; Viridiplantae; Streptophyta; Magnoliopsida; Brassicales; Brassicaceae. The record is from RefSeq and is a predicted model, not a curated record.
UUUCGAAAUAUUAUUUAAUUCUUUUUUUAUAAUUAUAUAAUUUUUAUUAUUUAAAUAAUUUUUCAAAAAUUUAUGCAGUUUUUUUUAAAGUAUUGUAAAUUUAAAUAUUGGUAGAAAAUAAUAAAUUUAAAAUCAAUACAAAAAUAUUUUAAAUAUAUUUAAAUUUUAACUUUUAUUUUGUGCACAUUAUGCAGAGAAACACCUAAUUUUUGAUAUAUGCUAGAUUUUUUUUUCAACAGUACAUAUUUUAUGUUAAAACAUCGUCAAAUUACAUGUACAUAGGAAUUAUGAUCAUUGGAAUAUGAAAAACUGAAAAAUAUAUCAAAACAGUUAGAAAAAGUAAUGGAUUAACUGAAUAAAAUUUUAAUGGCUAUACUUAAUUUACUUUUUUUUUUGUUUCUCUUCAUUCACUUCAACCAACAAAAAAAAAAGAGAAUUCAAUUUGAUAAUUAAAAUCACAGAAUAAAUGGAAUAAUUUCUGUUAUUGGACUUUUGGUCUAACGCUUUCCUUAAAAUAACAUUUCCUAAAAAAAUUAAACGAGCAUGUUAUGGAAACUCUCUCUUGAGAGACAGAGAAAACCCUAUAAAUCCACCAAAAGACUUCUCUCCUUAAUUGAACUUUCAUCUUCUUCUUUUGUUUUCUUCGUGGCGAUUUCUCUUCUCUACCCUCUAGAGUUUCAGGUUUUCAGUUGGGUACUUCAGAACAGCAGAUACUUUGUUUCUAGAUAAUUGGCAACAAAGAUGGAUGAUUGGGAGGCUGAGGAUUUUCAACCACUUCCUGCAAAAUUUGUACUCAAGAGUAACUGGGAUGACGAGGAUGUGGAUGAGAAUGAUAUCAAGGACUCCUGGGAGGUGGAUGAUGAGCCUGUUCCUCAUGCACCUGUAGUAAAGCCUGCUACUGAGAAGGCUCCAAAGAAAGCAGCAGCAGCAAAGGGUGUGGAGAAGAAGGCUAAAACUGUUGAAGCUUCAAAGGAAGAACCUUUAGAUCCUUUUGCUGAGAAACUUCGCAUACAGAGGCUAGUGGAGGAAGCUGAUUACCAGGCAACUGCUGAACUCUUUGGAGCAAAGACUGAAAAAUUGCAUUUUGGAAGUUGCAGUUACUUAGGAGAAUGUGACUCAGAAGAGAUUUAAAUCAUCGGCGGUUUUUUAAUACAUACAUCUAUUAAACUAACAGUUUAGUAAAACUAAAAAACUCAUCUUUUCUCAGUUUUCUUUGCUUGGUUUGUUUUGAAAUUAUGUAUUAAUAUUUUUUUUUCCGGCAAACAUUUUUACUUUAUUUAAAUUACACGUAUGUUACAGCGAUUUGUAUUAUCGAGUUUAAUUUCAAACUAA